AAAAGAACACGUGCUAUUUUGAGUUGAAUUGAAAAUCGAGAAACGGAAUGAUGAAAUAACGUAGGGAGUUGGAUCUGUGGUUUGGUUGCGAUGCGGUGUGUUGCGAAUCACUGUCCAAUCCCGAUCGCUUGAUCCAGACAGUGAAUCAGAAUCAGAAUCAGAAUCAGAAUCAGAGAGAAACGAUGAGGGCAGUAAGUGCGUUAAUGGUGGCUCGGAUGUUGACGCGGGACCACUCGCUCCCUGUCCUUGGCAACGAAAGCAUACCCUUCGGAUCGGUGUGGUGGUUCGCCUAUGCCGGCGUCUCCUGUUUCCUCGUCCUCUUCGCUGGCAUCAUGUCCGGUCUCACCCUCGGACUCAUGUCUCUGGGCCUCGUGGACCUCGAGAUCCUCGAACGCAGUGGUUCUCCUGCCGAGAAAAUGCAAGCUGCGAUUAUACUUCCUGUGGUUAAAAAACAACACCAGCUUCUUGUCACCCUACUUCUCUGUAAUGCUGUUGCCAUGGAGGCUCUGCCGUUAUACCUAGAUAAACUAUUCAAUCAGUUUGUUGCUAUCAUUCUCUCUGUAACUUUCGUUCUGUUUUUCGGGGAGGUUAUUCCACAAGCAAUUUGUAGUAGAUAUGGUCUUGCUGUAGGUGCCAACUUUGCAUGGCUAGUGCGGAUUUUAAUGAUUAUCUGUUACCCAGUUUCUUAUCCAGUUGGAAAGGUUCUGGAUCACCUAUUGGGGCAUAAUGAGGCUUUAUUUAGGCGAGCUCAGUUAAAAGCCCUUGUCUCCAUUCACGGCCAGGAGGCCGGGAAAGGUGGUGAGCUUACACAUGAUGAAACAACAAUUAUCAGUGGAGCACUCGAUUUGACUGAAAAGACUGCUGAGGAGGCUAUGACUCCUAUUGAAUCGACAUUUUCUUUGGAUGUUAAUUCAAAGUUGGAUUGGGAAGCAAUGGGAAAAGUUCUUGCUCGCGGGCACAGCCGAGUUCCUGUCUAUUCUGGAAAUCCAAGGAAUAUUAUUGGGCUUCUACUGGUCAAAAGUCUUCUUACUGUACGACCAGAAACAGAGACACCUGUCAGUGCUGUAUCCAUCCGGAGAAUUCCACGGGUUCCAUCAGAUAUGCCUCUCUAUGAUAUACUAAAUGAGUUCCAAAAGGGAAGUAGUCAUAUGGCUGCUGUUGUUAAGGCUAGGGGAAAAGGCAAAGAAACUCCACAAAUCAUUGAUGAAGAGAAAAAUGAAGAAAACAAAAGCAUUGGUGGGGAUUCACAGUUGACCACUCCGUUGCUACAGAAGCAGGAUGCAAAAUCAGGAAGUGUUGUUGUUGACAUAGUCAAGCCUUCAAAGCCUUCCAGCAUUAAUAAGCUGUCUGUUUUGCAACGUAGUGAUAGCACAACAAAUGGUCCCUCUUCAGAAAAUAUUGAAGAUGGUGAAGUGAUUGGUAUUAUCACUUUAGAAGAUGUAUUUGAAGAACUUCUGCAAGAAGAAAUUGUUGAUGAGACAGAUGAAUAUGUGGAUGUUCAUAAGAGAAUACGUGUUGCUGCAGCUGCAGCUGCUUCCUCAGUGGCCCGAGCUCCAUCAUCGCGAAGGUUGACUAGCCAGAAGGGAGCAGGAAUCCAAAGUAAGCCAGGGCAAGCUCCAAAGAAAUCUGCAGAGGAAAAUGGAUUGAACUCUACAAAGCAAUAAGGAAAUGCAUAUUAGCCUGUCGGGAUAAUGAACCUUUAAUACUGAGGGGCUGUUUAUGUGUCAGCAAUAUGAUGAAAAAGAAGUCAAGGAGAGUUUUUUAGUCAUUUGAUCUUUAUGAUGUAUCAAAUUAAUAACUUUCCUUUUAGGAAGGGCAUAAACGGAUGUAUUCCUAUUUAUAUAGGUUAUUAAGCCGGUGCCAUGCUGCAAUUUUAUGUUAGAUCCAAAAUGUCUUUUGUUUUUACCGAAAGAAAAGUGUGUUUGUUAGUUUCUUUUA
Molecule: messenger RNA, 1938 nt
Organism: Glycine soja
Lineage: Eukaryota; Viridiplantae; Streptophyta; Magnoliopsida; Fabales; Fabaceae
Product: DUF21 domain-containing protein At4g14240-like
Exons: 13
Coding region: 183-1664 (493 amino acids)
Biological process (GO): magnesium ion homeostasis
Cellular component (GO): intracellular membrane-bounded organelle
Source: RefSeq, a predicted model, not a curated record